AUGUCAAAGAUGUCAUUACCAACAACAUCCACUGCCUUCAACAAUGUCAUUGAUGAGACAUGUUUGAUGCUGUAUGGAAUAGUAUCAAGAUUGGAUUCAAAGCAACAACAACAACAUGUACAGAUUGCAAAGAGAACACUUGGACAAUAUAAAGCAUCGGCAACACUAUCUAUCGAUAUAAAGAAUAAGACUAUUGGUUGGAGUAAGGAGUCGCCAUCAUCGGAUGUAUGCCAAAUAUAUCAUGAUCCAAUCAAUCAAGCGUUCAAGUACUUGAUGGCCAAGAAUGGCUUGGAACACAUCAAUGCUGCUGGUGUACUCAACAUCAACGUGGAGUUCUUUGAAGGACAUUGUUAUAUGGCAUCAUACUUCAAUGGUCAUGGAGUGAUUGAUCAAUCAAUUGUCGAUGUCUCUGGCGGUUCACCAGUCCUCACAUCAUUGUUGCUUACCUUCAUUAUACAUUGUGUGUUGGCCAAGAAUAGCCAGCCACAUCGCGAAGCCCUGCACUCCACACUCUCCUACCUACAACGAUUACACCACGAUGACAACACAUCAUUCAACAAUCUGAUCGACCACCUAAAGAGCGAGUCCAACCCAAUCGAUGCCAAUCAACUGUUUGCCACUCUGGUCAUGGACACGAUCGAGUUGAAUGCCGAGUUCAACGACGAGCUGAAGCAGGCUGGUCUGGCGUCGUAUGUCACGAGUCAACAGUUGGAGAACGCUCUAUUUGAGCAAGGCGCUGGCGCCGAGGGUAGCAGCGCGGCGACCCGUGAACAGCUCGUCCAGCUGAUCAACCGACGAGACUCACGAGUCUCAUGCUACUUGUCGCAAUGUUUGUUCGACCUGCCUUACAACCGCCAAGACCUGCGCCAGGCAUUGGCCAUUGACGACACAAAGUACCGUCGCGAAGCUUGCUACCAGGUGAUCAGGAAGUUUGAUCAACGUGUAGAGUCUGCCAACGCCGUGCGUGUGUCGAACCAGGUUCGCGAGACCUGGCUAUCGGACACCGACUCGUUCUCGCCAACGAUAGUUGUGGGACGUGAGAGUCGCGCGUUCUCCAACCAAGCAACACUUUUUGCCAGCUCCAACUACAUUAGGAUCGACGACUCGAUUCGAGAGCUAAUCGUGGCGCUCAUCAAGUGUUCGUCGGACGAGCAUGUUAGACAGUGUUUCGCGAAAUUGAAGCCACCUCAAUGGGCGACAACUGAGAUCCAGCAGGUUUGUGACAAGCUCCUCAAGCUCACCGAGCAUCUGCAACCUGUGAUUGGACGAUUCCGUGCGUUGGUCUCAUCGGUCAACGACAAUUUGACCUCGGCCACACAGUUCCAAGGUGCCCUACAGCAUCUACGCGAAGUGUUGACUAUUGUCAGCACCAAGAGUGUGGCUGUGAUUGAGGACACACAAAAGGUGAACCUGUCCAGGCGCGCAGAGGGCGUGCAUCGCAUGGUCGACACAUCAAGUUCAAUGCACAAGGUGUUCCGCGACCUCCAUGCCGUUGUCGAUGAUCUGUAUGGCCGUGCGCGAUCUUCCAUCUGGACGAACCUCUACGACUUGGAGGAGCGCCUGCACUCAAUGCCCGCCGUCCCCAGCUCCUUCUCCAUCCUGCUUCAACGACCAAGUGUAAGUGGCAGUGAGCGAUUCAGAACGAAUGAGCUCGAGCCCAAGCUGGAGCAAGAAGAGGUGCUGCAGAAGUUGGUUCGCAUCGGUGGCUCCAACUUGUAUAUGUCACCAUCGAACGAUUGGGUCGAACAGGCUACCGAUAUCAUCGAGGCCAUCCCACUGUUCAUCUAUGAGCGCACGAUCGAGGAGGAUGGCAAACACACGACAGUGUUCGAGGUCGACCAGGAGGGUUUGGAGCAGACAAUCCGCGCUCUGGCCGAGCAGUGGAGCAAGAACAUCCAGCUCACCAUCCUGUCGGAGCACGUGGCAUUGGCUCGCGACCUGCUCGUGUGUUCCGAUUCCAAGUUGCAACAGAAUGUCGACAAGCUUAUGAAGUCGGAUCAUGUCACACGCCACACUGCUAUCUGUCUAACACUGGCACCACAUGUCGAUCAGAUCGUUCGAGUCACUGCUCACAUCGAGGCUGUGUAUGACAAGAUGGCAGAGAAGGUCGAGGACACUGUGGAGAUGAACUGGAAGCAAUCAAACUUCAUCACUAGGAUAGAAGCACUCAAGAUGUUGCUGCUUGGAGACAUGUUGACCAACACUGACAAGGUUGUUGAAGAGAGCAAGCGCAUUGUCACACAGGCAAUGUCAUGUGAACCAGUUGACAAGAAACAUCACGAUCGCAUCUCAUUCAUGGCGCUCAAGAAGCAACGACAGAUGCCAGCCUUCCAUCUUCUAACCACCGAGGCGCCUGGUCUCGUCGAAGGAUUCAUCCAAGCUGUUCUAGAGGAGGAGAUGACACUCAAGAACAUUGUAGAGUAUUAUAAGUUGGUGUCAGAGGUGCGAGAGAGGAUCAAUCAGUAUAAUAGGGAGUUUGCAAUCAUUGGUCGCAAGGUGAUUGAGGAGUUCAGUUAUCAACCUAUACUGGAUCAGUACCAGACUCAAAUGUCAUUGGAUGAGAACAGAGCAAUCCUACGUGUACUUGGUGAUCAUGUUGUAAUUCAAAGACAGGUGGCAUUGUUGUCUGUGCUCUAUGAGUGCGACAGACUUAGUGCCUCAUCAUCAUGGUCUCUGGAGGAAGCUGUCAAGAAGGAGCCAAACCAGGUGCUCGGUGUGAUGGCGGCCAACGACUCAACACAUUUGUCCGGAGCAGCAUACGAGUUCAUCUUUGUACAGAACAGGAAUGAUGCAGAGUUCCAGAGGUUGGACUUUGCUCGCGAUCGCGCACAGAUAGAGAGCAUCAUCAAGCAGUCCAGUGUAUAUAGACAGGAGUUUGAGAACUACGUCAAGUGCGAGUCGAGACGCAUCGCCCUUGAACAACUGGAUUGUGAGCGUCCCGAUCUGGCGCUGCAACAACGCGCCAACAAAUAUCAUCGCAGCCGCACUGCAAUGGCUUCGACGACUGCGCGUCGCGAGGUCGUUGCCAAGCACCACCUGCAUGACCAGAUGUCCAACCCAAGGUUCGCUUACAGCUGUGGUGUGAUGUUCCCUUCGCCAUCGAGCGCCACUGGCGAGAUACGUCCAUCUGGCUCACGUAAGCGUUAUCACUUUGUCUACGGACCAAGUCGUGUCAAUCUGGGCAAGGAUGAGCGCAAGUCUGUGGAGAUAUGGCCACAGUUUGUUGGUGUGACCGAUCCCCUGUGCGCCAGACAUGCCCGUGCAUUCUACCAACUGAUGAACUACAACCCGAUCGUUCGCACGACCACCGCUGCCGAGAAUCUCAAGGUCAGCGAGAACCAGUGGACAGCCCUGGUGCGCUCCAUUCGCAACGUUCAGGCAUUGUUUGUCGAGAGGCUGGGUGUUGGCGAUAUUGAGGACUUGGCAUACCAAUUCAAUCAACGUGGUGGCCUAGCAGUUGCCGCACACAAAGAGGCCGAAGGCUACAUGAGUGGCCCGACAGCAGGCUACUGCAUACCCAAGGACUUGCUAUUCAAACUGUUCGUGGUCACUCAUCAAGACUCUCGAUUCGCCAGUGCUGGCGAGUGGGAACGCUGGGCUGCCGACCAGUUCCUCAGUGAACAGGCACUCCAGAAACGAUUCCACUCUCAACAAUCAAUGAGCAAUGUACGCGAGUACUUCUCCCAAUACAUUGAGCUCAGUGGAGGGGUUAUCCUGUUGCAUAUCGCCAAGCUGGCUCAGAUCCUUGGAUCCGUUGGUGUACCUUCGCCACUCGUAUCAUGGGGCCGUGACCUGCACGCGGCACUAUGGAGCGCAUGGGCCGAGAAGAAGAUCACACUGGGCGGUGAACAAGUCAAUCGAUCAGUCGUCUUCCCAAUGACUCGCGAGAUCCCAGAGUCUGGAAAGCUUGCCAUCAAACUCAAUCCAAAGGCUGCCCUCCCCGAGGAGGAGUCUUUGCGUGUCCACCUCUUUGGUGUGUACAAGGGCGAUGACGAUCAGAAGCCCCCACCCGACGUCCGAUUCGCCUGGGUGAUGCGUGCAUUCCUCAUCCUCUCUGGACACUACCGCGAGGUCGCGCUGUCCCUGGACGAGGAGGGCCAGCUGAUUGCUCGUUUGAGUUGGGUCGGCUUCUUGCCUCACUCAUCCGAGCCCGAGGACAUCAAGAUCCGUCGCUAUCUGGCCACACACUUCCUCUCGCUCGAUGACUUUGACAACAACAACCAACAGCACUCAGACAUGAUCACCAGGCUACAACAAUUGUUCCCACCUCAUACAACAGUAGGAGACAUCACCAUCACUGCCGUGCCUGGUGUUGAUAGCGAGGAUCUGUUGGGCUUUAGCGCAGAGACACUCACACUUCUUGGAGACGAGGCCAGUUACGCACAAGAGUUGUUGCGCAGUCGCGGUAUCUCUGUGGAUCAAAUGAAGGCCAACGCACAGCUGCACAGACGAUUCAUCGAUGAGUGGAUACCCCUGUCCAACCUGCCAAAGAAUGAACAGCUGGCAUUGAAGCGCGAGAUUGGUGGCAGGAUACACCCACUGUCCUUGCGUCUGCGUGGCCCAGGAGACAACUUCCUGCGCGACCUCCAAGGUCAGGACAUUGUCGUGUUCUCAAUAACUCAUCCACAACUCCUAGCCAUGAACCCGGCAACUCUACGCGACCUGAUGCUCAUUGGUCGACCAAACAGCUCACUUGUUGCGCAUGACCAUGUGUCACAGGGUCGCCAUCGAUGUUGGUUUGAGCGGGAUGUCAUGCUCUGGUAUGCUGCCUGUCGUGGCAUCGAUGAGCAGGGCAAUCGCAUCACCAAUUGGAAGGAUCGCAGCACAAGAGGUCGUCGCUCAGUCUACAAGGCAUUCGGCUGGGGCACUGACCAGUACCAGCCAAUUCUAGGCACAGACCUCAGAGAGGAGGUGGCACGCCAAGAGUCUCGCGCCAUCCAAGCCUACGAGUACCUGGAGAAGAUUGCCAACCUCACACAACAGCAGCUGGACGACAAGACCGAGUUGGCAAAGCUGGUGCACGAGAUCAACACACGUCUGUUUGGCGUUGGCCUUGUCGCCGUGUCAAAGUCUGCGCCACCCAGUCUCCACUCAUCACAGUUGCAGAACGAGAUCGACAUACUUGUACAAUACGAACAGCGUGUAUUGUUGGCCAACAGAUAUAGACGACGCGAUGUAGUCAUUCGCGAGUCACUCGAAUCACUCAGAGACGCACCUCAUGCCGGAUCCUUGUCCCCACUGGCGUUCCUUGCCAUUGGUGGAUACCUUAUACUCAAUGGAUCACCGUCACGUUCCAUCAAUCGUUCAUUGACCACUAUCCAACGUGCCUUCAAUCGCAUCAAUGGUGUGGCACACAUUGAUAUUAUCCAGUUUGAGUCCAACGAGCGCUUCACUAGCAUGCUCACUCCACAGCUCGCCACUGCCAAGCUACAGCUCAAGGAUCGCAAGGGCAAGAUGUUCAGUGUCAAGGCAAGCGAGGAGCAUGUCGAGACCGCUGUGACACGUCGCAAAGAGUUGGAGACACAGUCAAAGCGCAAUGCCGUACUCAAGUUCCGCGAGAAUGGAUUCAGCUCACUGGGAGCCCUGCAUGAUCAGCUCAAGUCAACACAGAUGCGCGAUGUAACAAUCGACUAUAUGUACACUACAUUGCUCACACCGAUCCAUGACAAUCUCAACAAGUUGGCCAGCAGUCUGCUCGAGGAGACAUUCAACAUGUCUACAAUUGAGCGUUCCAACCUAACCCUUGGCUCCACGUACAACCUGUGCGCCAAGGCAUUGCUACUUCUAGUCAAUCGUUACAACCCUCCCAACGUCGACAGGCUGAGGACAUUGAUCGCCCAGAUGGCCGGCCAGGCGGCAGGUCGCGAAAUAGACCUUCGCAGUUGGGACGAGCUCGUGGGCUCAUACGAGGAGUUUGGUGCACUCAAUCAACUUUAUGAAUGCGCACACAAGGUCGACCCAGCAAACUGGAUCAGAGUGACAUCAAUCACAACAGAGAUCAUGGCCGUGUUGUUGUUGUUGGAGAAGGCCGCACCAUACCUGUCGACGUCCACUGAAGACAUUGCCGAAGCCAGCGUGUGGCGUAGUUUGGCUGAGUUCUUUGCCAAGACCAUCGACGAUCACUACUCUGAGUACACACCAUGGUGUCUUGAUCCCAAGCGCUAUCCACUCUUUGGUCGAUACUUUGAUGACAUUGGAAUAAUGCGUGCUGAUUCACGUGAGCAACAAUAUCAACUCUACUGGCAGUCACAUCGCGCGCUCUACCGCUUCAUCCGCGCGCUCAUCACUACCAAGACCAACAGUAUCCAGAAGCAGCUUGGCAACGACAAGACCCUCUUUGACCUAUUUGUUGGCGAUGUGAAAAUAGCCUCAUCUGGUGUGGACAUGGACUCUGUCAUCGUCCAACCAAUUGGCGCUGGCAAUGGCAACAAUCAAAGAUCGUUCGAACAACUGUGGCGUGUGUACAAUCAACUCCGUGAGGUGGCCUUCAUCAAGAAUGAUGGCUUCCAGACACCCGUGGUAUUUGAUCGUCUUGACGCCAAUGACAACAAGGGCCUCGACGUCAAAUCGCGCGUCAACCAUGCUUUCCUCAGUCCAAUCGGUCGAACACAUUACUCUCGUGCAAUGAUGGAGGGACCGACACUUGGUGACAACCUAUUCAUUACACGUGAUGGACUGAUGCAAACGCACAACGAUCGAUCAUUCCUCACGAUCGACAAUGCAGUGUUCUGGUGCAGUGAGCCACAGCUCAGACAUUACUUGGCCGCGGCCAAAGGACUGUCCGCUGACAAGGUUCAAUCAUUCAUUGCUGAGCUGGCUGCCAACAAACAACUUCACGCCAAGGGUGUGCUGGUGGCUGCACGUUUCACCUCGCCAAUCAUAGUUGGCAGUGUGGUCACAUUGCAUCACCAUCAUCUCGAGUCUGCGCUGUCGAAUGCAGGCUACCCCUCGACAGACAAGUCACCAUUCCUCUACGAGAUGACCUACAACAAAUCAUUGUACCCGCUUAUAUUCAAUCCAAGCGACAAGACACAAGUGUUGCUGCCACAGGAGAUUGAUUGGCUGCAAAUCGAGACCACCCAGAUCAUCAAUCAAACCCAAGACAGCGAGCAAGCCAAGCAGCAAACAUUGGACAAGAUCAGAGCACGUUUGAUACCCUUUGUCAAGGAGCAUCCAAUCAUCAUUGUUAAGGGUGCGGCUGAGUCUGGCGCCAGGAACCUCUCUCGUUUCGACCUCCUCUCGAGCUCAGGCGCAAGCACCGGCACAGAUCUUGACGAGACAGCACUGGACAAGGCAUCACAGUUCAUCUAUCAUGUGUCAAAGGCACAGAAUGUUGUGAUACAACGUGCAAUCAUUUGUUCACCAUUGUACUGGAUGAGUCCAAGUGCUAUUGAUCGUAUGGUUGAGCGACAGAUUGCUGAUCAUGGUGUUGCCGUUGAGCUCAACAGACAUCCAAAGGACACUGUCUAUGGUACACUACGUGUGAUCAUGUCUACUAGUGUGCCCAAGUCAGGCGACCUCACCAAUCAUGAGAACUGGAGCGCAUCACAUCCAAUCGCAUUGAACAGUCUACAGAUCGCCACCAAUGUAGGUCGCCAGGGCUCUCUAGAGAUCCUCACGCCCCAGAUGAUCAGUCCACAUCUCCAGUCCAUAUUCAUCAGCAAGUUGGAGGAUGCAGGUCGUCGUGUGAUGUCGGCCAUCGCACAAUUUGGACCAAAGUAUUGGAGCGAGAAGGUCGAGCUCUAUGGACACACGAUGAACUCAUACCAUGAGCGAUUCCCUCAUAUCAAGGAGAAGGAUGCCACGGGCACACCCAUCUGGUGGCCAAGAUAUCUGAUGUUGGACUUCAUCCCCGAGCCCAUCUGGGUCAGGAAGGGCACCAAUGAGCGACUGAAGCCCACGGCAAGACUGCUAGACAUCGUGCCAUACCAUCAAAGUACCAAACAGGCGGUGUUCACAUUCAAGGACGAUGUUGAUGGUCAGGAGUUUGAGGCAGAGAUCGUAGACAUGCAGUUCUGGCAAUUGGAACCAAACGUUGGUAUUGGAUUGUGGCCAAACUAUUGGAAGAGAGAGAUGGAGAACCAGGUACAGGUAGCCAAGAACAACAACACGUCAUCAAUUGAUUGGUCACAGGUUGGUGUUAGUGAUCGUAUCGUAAUGGGUAACUUCCUAAAUGUUGGACAACUGUUCCUGGAUACCCUGCCCAAGGACUCAUGGACCAUCCUGCAUCAUGGUGGUGGCAAGGAUGACACGUCGCAUCCACCCAUCCCAGCCCAAUCCCAUCAACAACAACAUCAGCAACAUGUCCAUCACAACACGUCAACAAAGGACAUUACCGACUCAUUGAUCGCAGAUCCUAACCUCUCUGGCCUGAAAGACACACCGCCAAAGUACUUGGAAGAGGGUCUACGGGUAUUGAGUGCCAAGGAUUCAAGCAAAUCGAACAGCAAAGAGACAUUGAAGAGAUUGGUCGAACAUUCAUUGGAUCGACAGUUGAGUAAUCAGAUGACGCCAGACCUGGAGAUAUUGGAUUCAAUCGAUGAUGAUGCACUCUCAAAGAUAUUCUCGACUGAUCAUCAACAUGUGACGUGUGCGAUCAUUGUUGGCAAGACCACGUUGAUGUUCAAUCACCUCUAUCCAUUCUUCCACUCCCUACAGUCCACCUCCAACGUACCAAUCAAUCUGAUUGGACUACACUACAGUUGGAUCGAUAAGAGUGACAACAGACUCCGACUCAAUAGAUGUGUGGCCAUGUCCCGAGACACUCGUGGUAGUGAUGGCACAGUAUUCAUUGAGUUCCCUCUGACCCCCGAGCAGAGUGACAGACAUGUCAACAUCGCGACAUGCUAUCUCCUCGAGCUCCCCAAUCAGGAAAUGAACCAAGAGACGGAGUUCCAUCAUAAGCUCGACUCUGAACUGCGACAAGAUGGUAUACAUGUCCUCAACGAUUACCUUGGAAGCAAUGAGCGAUGUGAUGACAAGUAUUGGUUGAGAUCAAAGAUGACCAACUCUGGACUGUGCAGCUUAUCAGGCGUCAUGGUGCUCCCUACAGUCUCUCUCCCUGCGGAUCUAUGUGUCACCAAGGAGGACAUCAGAUUACAUGCUCAGUCAAUCAUACAACAGAGCGAUCACUCCUGUGGCAUCAUAGUUCAGCCUCAAUCCAACACAACAGAGUCUGAACAUGUGACAUACUUCACCACCGAUCAGCUGGAUCAAUGCUUUCAACAGGCAAUAGAGUUGUUUGACAUUGGAUAUGAUCAUGUCAUGCUCACCCCAUUUGUCAAGUCGAUCAAGACCAAGAGUGAUGGAGUAUCAUUCAUUGUAAGAUUGAAUGCAUCAAUUGGAGGUUUGACAACUAUUGCUAUUGUCAAAGCUGGCAGUCCAAAUGAAACGAUCAUAUCACCUGGUAUCCGCAAGUCAAGAUUCGUCCGAGUGUCAAGCAUCCUACAAGACCUCCCCAAGCCUAUCACCACUUCGCACUGGAGACAAUGGAGUUCAAUUGCUCAAGACAUCCUUGAAGAGACUGGACUGCCCAUCGUUGGAAUUGACAUGAUACUCACCUGCGAUCUCACUCCAUUCAUUGUGGAAGUGAAUGCACGUCCAGGCAGUCUCAUAUUUUCCGAGGAGCUACAGUUUGAUCAGAAUGGCCAACUAACUGGUUCAACAAUGGCCACACCAGUGAGCAAGGGAUUCUGGUACAAUGUGUGUCGCAACUCUUCAUUGAGUAUCAGCAAUCUAUCACAUUUGUUGACAAACAAGUUGUUUGUUUCACAAUUAUUCCAGUCUAGAUAUUCUUUGGAAGAUCGUGUAUUGAUGGAUCGCCAACAUACAAUGGUGGAGCUACUUCAACAUGCAAUGGCCAAUGGAUUUGUCAAAGAGAAUCCAUGUGUAGUUGCUGCUUCCAAUGGAAGAGAUCGUGUGUUCAUGGGUCAUAGUGAUCUCAAAGGGCUUGGAGGAUUCACAAUCAAUGCAACAACACAGAGUGAGAUAUUAUGUGUUGCUCAGCUCAUCUCUGAUGUCUCGACAUCUGGCAGCGUCAUACUCUACAAUGUGAACGCUCAAACAUUCCCCAAUGCAUCAUUCACAAUAGAUCACAUCAUUCAACAACUUAGCGGAAAUGUCCAAGGCCAGGGACAGGGUCAAGGCCAGCCCAUUCCAACACUUUGGUCAACAAAACAGUGGGACAGCUACAUCAAGAGUACUCUAGCAUACAUACUUUCAACCAACAACGUGGACAAGUAUCCAAGCUAUGUUGUCCAGGACCUACAAGGAUUGAAGGAUCAACGCAAGUCAAUCGUGGCAAUAUUCUCUGCAAAUGGUGAGCUGGGUCUGCCUCACAGUGGUGGUGUUAGCUCAAGCUCCGCACUCACAGGUGCAUUCGCAUUGUCAUUGGACAAAAUGUUCAAUUGGAAGUUGUCAUUGGAGCAGCUGGCCGAAAUGGACUUUGGCGAGUACUACCUUGGAAAGGCAGCCGGUGCCUCGGACAAGACUGCCCAGCUCUUUGCCAAAAAGGGUCAGAUCUCUGUGGUGGGAUCAUUCCCUGAGAGAUUCAUCAAGACACUUCAUUUCCCAAAGGAGAUCGUUGUGAUGAUGGCUGAGAGUCCAAUUCCUCGUCUCUCAACACAGAGUGCCAGAUCAUGGAUUAUCGAUCGCAUCGCUGAUGGCUACAUCAAGGGCAGCACAACCACUGCAGAUCAGGUCACUCAAUGGGCACAUUCAAUCAUGAAGUCAUUCUGUGCCACAUCAUUCGUCGAGGCAAUAGCAAUGUUGAACCAAAGGAUAUUCUUUGCCAAAGAGGAGACCAUGCGUGUCACUGGAUUGGAUCAACGACAGAUCAAUGCCAUCACCAAGUGUUUGAGUCCUAACCUGGACAACAACACCCCUCCCCUACUUCGUGAGCUGGCUGCCGGUGGACUUAUCGAGACUGAGCUCCCCGAACUCAAAGACAACAUAUACAAUCGAUACAUACUCACCUACCGACUACUCAAAGCACUUCCAGAGCAGUCCGAUGUUGGUGGUGUGACCCUUUGGCUCAGGAAGUCUGUACUCUAUGCAUUGUCAGAGAUUGAAAGAGGUAUAGAGUAUAAAAGGAUAAUUGGUAGAUGGGUGACAUAUGAAGAGAAGGCUAAUGAGGAGACGACAAGAGAGUUGAUGAGGAUUGUAAAGGCAGCUCAUGAUGGUGACAAACAAACAGUUGACUAUAGGAACAACUUUGAGACUACUCCAUGGGGAGUGCUCGAGCAACACUCAUGCAGUGAUCAACAACUCGACAAGUACAUCCAAUUCCUCACAAACAACAUCGAUAGCGCACACAAAGAUUGUAAUCUUGCCCAUGUGCCAGGUGGAUUCCAAAGAUCAUUGCCAGAGAUUGAUCAGUUGGCUGACUCCAUCUAUCAACAGUUCAAGGGUUUGGCAGCACUUAGAGUAGCAGCCGCAGGUCUUGGUGGCAGUUUCGCAGAGUUGAUCCAGGUUCACCAAGUGGUAUCCUGUUUUCUUAAUUGGAUGGAUGGUGGAACACACACUUAUAAUAUAUAG
Messenger RNA from Acytostelium subglobosum LB1, 11535 nucleotides. RefSeq lists its product as hypothetical. Gene Ontology annotation, biological process: galactose metabolic process. The transcript has 7 exons. NCBI's taxonomy places the organism in Eukaryota, Evosea, Eumycetozoa, Acytosteliales, Acytosteliaceae. Gene Ontology annotation, cellular component: cytosol. The record is from RefSeq and is a predicted model, not a curated record. Gene Ontology annotation, molecular function: galactokinase activity. The coding region runs from base 1 to 11535 and encodes 3844 amino acids.